Molecule: messenger RNA, 4398 nt
Organism: Sarcophilus harrisii (Tasmanian devil)
Lineage: Eukaryota; Metazoa; Chordata; Mammalia; Dasyuromorphia; Dasyuridae
Gene: MAP7
Product: microtubule associated protein 7
Exons: 19
Coding region: 1392-3743 (783 amino acids)
Biological process (GO): microtubule cytoskeleton organization
Cellular component (GO): microtubule cytoskeleton
Source: RefSeq, a predicted model, not a curated record
GAUUCUCUCAACUUGAGAUGUUGCGAAGUUACAUGAUUUUCUCCUUUGUCUGAAAACUUUGCAAGGCACAAAUUUUCAAUUGUUGGAUGCUUUGGGGAAGGACAUAACUAGGGAAACCUAACUAGAAGGGACUUAUUUUUCACAAGAAACUCCAGAAUGGUCCUAGGAUUGUAUGCUUUAGAGAUAAGAGCCCAAGGAGAGGAAAUGAAAUUUGGGUCAAGGACCGUGAAUUGCCAGGAACACCCAGAAUUGCCAAUGGCAACUUGGCUUGUAAAGUAAUGGGGAAAGUUUUCUGCAUGAGCCUUCAUUGUGUCAGGAUUUUCUUUUCUGCGAACUAAUUUAUUCACUUCUGUUCUGUCAACUUGACAUUGAAGUGCUCCGUAAACAUUCCAAGUUAUGAUCUAUGAGGAUAUCAGGCAGAACUCAGAUUCUGUUUGCCUUCUUUGGAGACCAUUUUUAGUGGGUCUACAGCAUGAGGGUGCCGCUUGACAGCUACUGGCAAACUUAAGUUCGGGGUAGGUUUGCCUAUGUUUACAUAUAGGAAACACGGGAAGUCUGAGAGAGAUGAGAUUGGACUUGAGAUGAUCCCAGCCAUGGUUUUGAUUCAGCCAGGGAUUUAGAAUGUAAUAAUUGAGUACCUGGCCAAAAAAAUUCAGGCUCCCUGCCUGGAACCCUUUCUCUUGACUGAAUCCUCCUCUGCUUGUGCAAGCAAAACUCCAUCCCUCCUCCCCUCCUGCUGCUGCCUCUGCCGGCUGCCACCAGUGCCACUGCCACUCCUGCUCUGGGAAGGAAAGGAGCUGCCCAGGUUCACGCUGCUUUUGAGUUCCCAGGACCUGGCAUUCCGGCAAGCUGCUGCUUUGCUGCUGGGGGAGACAGAGACGCUCCCAGCCCUCCUUUGAUUAGGAUAUGUCAGGGUUGUCAGGGCAACUGUUAACGGUGGCGUAUCAUAUUUUCCUCUCUUGUGUUGCGUGCUGAAUAUUUUAGUGUGCUGUAGCUGGAAGAAGAUUGGAAAAGGGUGCCGCAGCAGGAAGGAAGAUCUGAUUGAACAGGUUAGGCAGUAGAGAGAGGCAUCGGACCGAUGCGCUGUGCCUUUAAUCAGGGCUUUCCUUGAGAGUGCGGGGAUGGGUGAAUGCGGAGAGUGAGUGGGAGUGGGAAGGGGUUUGUGAGGGAGGUGAGGGGGGGUGAGAAGUGUGGGGGACCGCAGGCCCUCCUCUGCCUAGCGGAUGGUAGUAUUUGUCAGCUGUUUGCACACUGUUUACCCAUAGGAGAUCUAUUACAAGUGCUCAAAUGAUCCUGCCGCUUAGGAGCUAGCAGCUUCACCCAGGCUGCAAUUACAUAAACAUAUAUUUUUAAUAACAAACAAACAAACAAAACCCCCAAGUGGCAGCGACAUGCCUGGAUCAGCUACUGCUAUCCGACAAGAAAGGUUGAAGAAGACCAGUUCAAGGCCAAAUCCCCCUGGUUUAUUCACCAUUAAUGAGGAAGAGGAACAGCAAAAGAAUGGAAAUCCCAGAAGACUGAAAGCAUCUGAAAACUCCCAAGUGCAAGAUAAAAAGUCUCCUGCACCUGGCCGCCCCACCUCUGCUGCUUUAGGACAAAAUCGUAAUGUACCAGGAAACAAACCAGACCCUCCACCUGUACUUAGAGUUGAUGACCGACAACGGCUGGCACGAGAACGGAGAGAAGAACGGGAAAAGCAGCUAGCUGCAAGAGAAACCGUGUGGUUAGAAAGAGAAGAGAGAGCUCGGCAACAUUAUGAAAAGCACUUAGAAGAGCGCAAGAAGAAAUUAGAAGAACAAAGGUUAAAAGAGGAGCGGCGACGAGCUGCUGUAGAGGAGAAGCGAAGACAAAGACUAGAAGAGGAUAAGGAACGUCAUGAGGCUGUUGUCCGGCGCACAAUUGAGAGGAGCCAGAAGCCAAAACAGAAACCGAAUAGGUGGUCCUGGGGGGGAUCCCUCCAUGGCAGUACUAGCACCAGCAUUCACAAUACAGGUGGUUUUGUUGAGACACCAUUCACCUUUCUCGAUUUAGCAGGCCUGGACCACCACUUCACACCUUUGGGUGGUACUAGAAAAUCUGAUCCAGACAGGCGGUCAGUUUCAACAAUGAAUCUUUCGAAACAUGUUGAUCCAGUCAUUAGCAAGCGGCUCUCCUCUUCAUCUGCAACAUUACUAAAUUCUCCAGAUAGAGCUCGCCGCCUGCAGCUCAGCCCCUGGGAGAGCAGCAUUGUAAACAGACUCCUGACGCCCACACAUUCGUUCCUGGCCAGAAGUAAAAGCACCGCUGCCUUGUCUGGAGAUGCAGCAUCUUGCAGCCCCAUCAACAUUAUGUCCUACAAAGCUGCACAUUGUAGAAAUCCAGCUGACCGGCCCAAACUCUUUGUAACACCACCCGAAGGUACUGGGCGAAGGAGAACUCUGCACAACACAAUGGGUCAUAAAAGAGAAAAGGAGAGAGAAAACAUGCCCUUCCAUCUCAUGUCUGGCAUCCGAAGAACCCUGUCUCCAUCAAACCCCAAAACUAGAUCACCAGCUCCCUCCACAGUUUGGCACCCAUCCAAGUCCUUGUCUCAUUUGCCUGGCACACCCAGACCAACAUCCUCCUUGUCACUUGGCCCAUCCAAAACUACUGCUGCUCAGGCACGGCCCCCGUCCCCUGGCAACAUCCGGCCUAUCAAGAAAGAAGUCAGACUUGAGUUGGAGAAAAAAGACUCUGAGAAAAAACCUGAGAAAGUAGUUGAAGCAUCAUCACUAGAAGGCCAAAUUCCUUCAGUGAAUGCUGAAGAACAUACAAAUGAGGAAGGCUCACCUGUCAAGCCAGAGGCUGCUCCAGCUGCUCCAGCCACUCCAGCAUCAGUGCCAUCUCUGCCAGCCACUGCACCUUCAUCUGGUUUGGGUAAGACCUCUGCAGGAACCACUGACCCAGAAGAGGCCACAAGACUGCUGGCUGAGAAGAGGAGGCUAGCUCGGGAACAGAGAGAGAAGGAAGAACGGGAGAAGAAGGAACAGGAAGAGCUUGAGAGGAGGAAGAAAGAGGAAUUAGCUCAGAGAGUAGCUGAAGAAAGAGCUCGUCGAGAGGAGGAGGCCCGAAGGCUCGAGGCUGAGAGGGAGCAGGAACAGGCCCGGGAGAGGGUAGAACAGUUGCGGCGGCAAGAAGAAGAACGAGAGAGACGAGAAAGAGAAGAAAUGGAGCGGGUCCAGAAACAGAGAGAAGAAGAAGCCCGCUUACGAGAAGAAGCUGAGAGGGUUCGACAAGAACGAGAAAAGCAUUUCCAAAGAGAAGAGCAGGCGCGCUUGGAAAGGAAGAAGCGACUUGAAGAAAUUAUGAAAAGAACUAGAAAAACAGAAGCUACAGAUAAGAAAGCGAACGACCAGAGAAAUGGAGACAUAGCCAAGGGAGAUACUACAAUUGGAACAGAGAUAUCACCACUUCCAUGUGUGACAGACUCUUCAAGGAAUGGAGAACCAGUGACUGACCCUCAUCAGCCAAUAGUGACUAUAGACAGUACUCUCAAUACUGAAAAUCAACCAAAUGAAAAUGGAGUGUCUCUUCAGAAUGACACCUUUGAAGAAAUUAUAAACUUACCCAUCGGAUCUAAACCAUCCAGAUUGGAUAUCACGGACAGUGAUGGAAGCCCAGAAAUUCCUUUGAAUCCAAUUUUAGCCUUUGACGAUAAGGAGACUCUUGGGCCAUUGCCUCAGGUAGAUAGUGUUCAAACACAGCAAACAGCAGAAGUUAUAUGACCAUCCUUCUGAAGAACCAAAGGUGAAGUUUAAUAAGCAUUUCUACAGUUAAUGGAAUUCCUUCCAUGCUAUGAAGGAGUGUUUUUUUUUUUUCCUUCCUCUCUCCAGUUUUCUAAAGAUUUCUUGGAUAUCUUUUUGAGAGACUUUAUCAAAACCAGCUAAAAAAAACCUUGGGGAAAAUAGACUGGAUCGCCUGGAUCGCCUUUUUAAUAGUUUUUGCCAAUAGAAAAAAAAAAAAAAAAGUCAUGCUUCAUAUACUCGGCACUUUUAAAUGGCUUUUUCCAAACGUGCUCCUUCUUAGCAAAUCAAUAUGUUCUGUGUUCUUUGAAAGACCAAAUGCACUGGGAUUUGAAAGGGAUGGGCUAACUGGGAUGAUAGACAUGAUUUUUCAGGUGGAUGUCUUGGUUUUAAAUGCUGUAAUGUAAAAUUGGCAACAAAAAAAUUUAUAAAUCUCUAAUACUUGAAAAAAAUAAAUACCUCCUUCUCCAAGUAGAGCUAAUGGGGGGAGGGGUGUUUAAAUUAAGCCUGUUUGUUUAAAUAUUUUCACUGAGCUCUAUUUGUAGGGGCAAAUGAUAGGCUUCUGUAUCAGGUUCUUGUAAAUGCAACUCCUACAUGGACAUUCUGUAAAUUCAGCCAUCAUUACUUAUUUCUUGAA